CUGAAUAGAUGACUAAAAAUACAAGGAGAGAAAAAGAAGACAAGCUAAUAAAACACAUUAAGCGUACUCCCCUUUCUUCUUCCUCUACGCUGAUAUGGUGUUCACAGGACUUAUUGAAGCAGUUGGUAGGGUCUCCCGGAUCGAGCAGAUCGAUGAAUCUGAGAAUGGCGGCUGGAGCGUCACACUCACCACUUCUGAGAAUCUUUUGAGUGACUGCCAGAAUGGAGACAGUAUAGCAGUAAACGGUACAUGCCUCACCGUUGUAACGUUCGACAAAACCUCCUUUAAAGUUGGUCUCGCACCCGAAACUCUGCAGCGCACAAACCUUGGUGAACUUAGAGUAGGAGACAGGGUCAACCUCGAGAGAGCGAUGCAGGUUGGCACACGCUUGGGAGGACACAUUGUACAAGGACACGUCGAUACCACGACACGCAUAAAGGAUAUCACGAACGACGGUUCUUCAAUUCGUUAUAAGUUUGAUAUCCCCCCAAAGCAGCACGAUAGGGACAAUGUCGGUCCGUACAUCAUACCGAAGGGCUACAUAACCCUCGAUGGUGCAUCACUCACAGUCACUUUCGUCGACGCACGCGAGAAAACAUUCGGCGUUAUGCUUAUCCCAUAUACACAAUCUCAGAUAACGCUCUCAUCAAAGAAGGUAGGCGACUCCGUCAACCUUGAAGUCGAUAUGGUUGGAAAGUAUGUCGAGAAUGCACGCAUCGCUUUGGAAGGCUUCGUUGAGCGUGCUGUCGAGCGCGUUUUGGAGAGGAAGGGAAUCAUAGGAAAAGCUGCUCAAUUGUUGGGCAGAUGAGAAAGUCGUAAUUGAAACGUUAAUGACGCUCAGGAAGUCUUCACUAUACGUUUCUCUAUAUGCAUUCUUAAAUACACGUUAUUUACUUCUUUAUGUGUAUAUAUACAUUAAUUACAUUGGUUUCCAUUUU
Wallemia mellicola CBS 633.66 is the source of this 938-nucleotide messenger RNA. RefSeq names its product Lumazine-binding protein. Lineage: Eukaryota; Fungi; Basidiomycota; Wallemiomycetes; Wallemiales; Wallemiaceae. The record is from RefSeq and is a predicted model, not a curated record. Gene Ontology annotation, molecular function: riboflavin synthase activity. Gene Ontology annotation, biological process: riboflavin biosynthetic process. The coding region runs from base 95 to 808 and encodes 237 amino acids. The transcript has 3 exons.